Molecule: messenger RNA, 2182 nt
Organism: Melozone crissalis (California towhee)
Lineage: Eukaryota; Metazoa; Chordata; Aves; Passeriformes; Passerellidae
Gene: KCNS3
Product: potassium voltage-gated channel modifier subfamily S member 3
Exons: 2
Coding region: 65-1546 (493 amino acids)
Biological process (GO): protein homooligomerization; potassium ion transmembrane transport
Cellular component (GO): membrane; voltage-gated potassium channel complex
Molecular function (GO): voltage-gated potassium channel activity; protein binding
Source: RefSeq, a predicted model, not a curated record
GCCUGGGCGUGCCUGGUUCUAUGUAAUCUCAUUGGGCAACAGCAGUGGAACUCGUCUGUCCAAAAUGGUUUAUGGUGAAUUUUUCCGCAGACCUGGCAAAGAUGCAGAACUUAUCAAUUUGAAUGUGGGUGGCUUUAAGCAAUCAGUGGAUCAAAGCACCUUGCUCCGAUUUCCCCAUACCAGACUUGGAAAACUUCUCAAAUGCCAUUCAGAAGAGGCUAUUCUAGAACUGUGUGAUGAUUACAGUGUGGCAGACAAGGAAUAUUACUUUGACAGGAAUCCUUCCUUGUUCCGAUAUGUUCUGAACUUCUACUAUACAGGCAAACUUCACGUUAUGGAAGAACUUUGUGUCUUUUCCUUCUGCCAGGAAAUAGAGUACUGGGGGAUAAACGAGCUGUUUAUUGAUUCCUGCUGCAGCAAUCGGUACCAAGAACGGAAAGAGGAAGGUCCUGAAAAAGACUGGGAUCAGAAGAGCAACGACAGUAUGGACUCCUCCAAUGAAGAGUCAUCCAUAUUUGACAAAGAGCUAGAAAAGUUUGAUAAUCUGUGUUUUGGUGAAAUAAGAAAGAAGAUCUGGGUCAGGAUGGAAAAUCCUGCAUACUGCUUGUCUGCCAAGCUAAUUGCCGUGUCAUCCCUGAGUGUUGUUCUGGCAUCAAUUGUAGCCAUGUGCAUUCAUAGCAUGCCAGAAUUUCAAAGGCUGGAUGCCAAUGACAGGGAGAUUGGAGACCCUGUGCUGGAAGCUGUGGAGAUUACAUGCAUCAUCUGGUUUACUGCUGAGCUAGUGAUCAGGCUCUUCACUGCUCCAAGUCAGAAGAAGUUCUGGAAGAAACCACUGAACAUCAUUGAUUUUGUCUCUAUUAUCCCAUUUUACGCCACACUGGCUGUGGACACGAAGGAAGAAGAGAGUGAAGAUAUUGAGAACAUGGGGAAGGUGGUUCAGAUCCUGCGGUUAAUGAGGAUAUUUCGCAUCCUGAAGCUGGCCAGGCACUCCGUAGGACUGCGGUCUUUGGGCGCCACUCUGAGACACAGCUACCAAGAAGUUGGACUUCUGCUUUUGUUUCUGUCAGUUGGGAUUUCUAUUUUUUCAGUGCUUGUCUACUCAGUGGAGAAAGAUGAUGACUCAUCAGAGCUGCAGAGCAUCCCUAUUUGCUGGUGGUGGGCAACCAUCAGCAUGACCACUGUUGGUUAUGGGGACACUUACCCGGUCACGCUUGCUGGAAAGCUGCUCGGCACCCUCUGCAUCAUCUGUGGGAUUCUGGUGGUAGCACUUCCAAUCACCAUUAUUUUCAAUAAGUUUUCUAAGUACUACCAAAAGCAAAAAGCUAUUGAUAGAGACCAGUGCAACAGUGAUCGCAAAGAGAAAAGCAAUGACCUACCCUAUUUUAACAUUAGGGAUAUUUAUGCAAAAAAGAUGCACUCCUUCAUUUCUAGCCUUUCUUCAGUAGGAAUUGUAGUCAGCGACCAAGAGUCAACAGAUGCCUCCAGUAUCCAAGAUAUGGAGGAUGCUUAUAACACAGUAUCUUUAGAGAAUGGUACAGGAAAAUGAGUUGAAUCACGUUUGCUUCUCUUUAUUUCUCUUCUGAUUCUUGGUAAAUGUGGACUGACAAACUUCAGUGAAUUCAUUAAGAGCAGUUGAUUCUCAGGGUACUUAAAUCUCAGCCAUAUUUGGACAUUCUUUGCUCUGAGGAUGCCAUAAAAGCUUAAUUGUUUAUAUGAGGUUUUAAAAUAUGCCUCAUACAGUGGUUUAGUUUUUACACAACUAGUGUUAUGCAUUUUUGGGGACAAAAAGCUGGGAAAAGAGUUUUACAGAGUUUUACAUGUGAGAUAAGUGGGGUCUUUUUGAUUUGUGAGUAUUGUUGUUUGAUUUGUUCAUUGUUUUUUCCCCUGCAGCAGUCUCAUAUCUUACACAGAAUUUGCUUUUAUAAUUUGCUGCUCCUCUGGCAGAGAUACAUUAAAAACGUGUAAGAACUAUUGCACAAGUUAGUGAAGUUUUCACCUGCAAAUACAUUAGAUAAAUGAAGGAAUUGUGUACAUGUAAAACUAUGUUCACUAACAAAUUUGUGUAAUUUUAGAGUCGGGGACCCAUUUCCUAGGUUGGGGCAGAAAAUAUAUUGGUACAUAUUGUUUUUACUCCAUGGAAGCAUAAUAUUUAUUAAUUUCUUUCCAAAAGCACAAUACAUUU